Molecule: messenger RNA, 6958 nt
Organism: Mus musculus (house mouse)
Lineage: Eukaryota; Metazoa; Chordata; Mammalia; Rodentia; Muridae
Gene: Vapb
Product: vesicle-associated membrane protein, associated protein B and C
Exons: 6
Coding region: 109-840 (243 amino acids)
Cellular component (GO): endoplasmic reticulum membrane
Source: RefSeq, marked validated
GUGCGUGCCGUGAGCUCGCCCGGCACCGCGGCCUCGCCCUCCGCCCCUGCGCCCCGCCACCCAGGCCGCCGCCCCCCGCCCGCGCCGUCGCCCCCGACGGGGAGGACCAUGGCGAAGGUGGAACAGGUCCUGAGCCUCGAGCCACAACACGAGCUCAAGUUCCGAGGUCCCUUCACUGAUGUUGUCACCACCAACCUAAAGCUUGGCAACCCAACAGACCGAAAUGUGUGUUUUAAAGUGAAGACCACAGCACCUCGCAGGUACUGCGUGCGGCCCAACAGUGGGGUCAUUGAUGCCGGGGCCUCUCUCAAUGUGUCUGUGAUGUUACAGCCUUUCGAUUAUGAUCCCAAUGAGAAAAGUAAACACAAGUUUAUGGUUCAGUCUAUGUUUGCUCCGCCUGACACUUCUGAUAUGGAGGCAGUAUGGAAGGAGGCAAAACCGGAAGACCUUAUGGAUUCAAAACUUAGAUGUGUGUUUGAAUUGCCAGCAGAAAAUGCUAAACCACAUGAUGUAGAAAUAAAUAAAAUCAUACCUACGAGUGCAUCCAAGACAGAAGCACCGGCAGCCGCAAAGUCCCUGACAUCGCCCCUCGAUGACACAGAAGUAAAGAAGGUGAUGGAAGAGUGCAGGCGGCUGCAGGGGGAGGUGCAGAGGCUUCGGGAGGAGAGCAGGCAGCUCAAGGAAGAAGACGGACUUCGGGUGAGGAAGGCGAUGCCGAGCAACAGCCCCGUGGCGGCUCUGGCGGCCACUGGGAAGGAGGAGGGCCUGAGCGCCCGGCUGCUGGCCCUGGUGGUUCUGUUCUUUAUCGUUGGUGUCAUUAUAGGGAAGAUUGCCUUGUAGGGGCCGCAUGCGAAGGAUGGCAGGUUGGAUUGAUGGAUCUACCACACCAUGGGAUUCAAAUUUAUCAUAACCAUGCGUAAAAAGAAAUUAAUGUAUGACGGCAUCUCACAGGUCUUGCCUUUAAAUACCCCUCCCCAUGCACACACAAAUGCACACACAAAUAUAGCAUAAUAUAAUGAUCUUUUAGAAAGUUAAAAAUGUAUAGGGAAUGGAUGGGGAAAGAAUGGUCUGUUGCCGUAGGACGGGCCGUGAUUAACCACAGUGGCAUCUUGUAGCUGUCACGCUCAAUUCGGGUAGGCCUGGGCACGUGUUGCUAGAUCACUCUCUUAAAGCAAGAAGCUCCUCCUCGCAUGUUGGGGCUGGCCCGUGGGAGCGGGAGUCCUGCAAGGUGGGGCGAGCUGUCUUUUUCUUACCCACGUGGCUUCCCCAGGCCUGCUGUUCUGUCCAGGCAUCGUCUCCUCAGGCCUACAGAGCUGCAGGUGCCAAAGUGCAUUGCACAGAGGCCACAUCUCGUGUACCUGUGGGUCGUGUGGGAGAGACAUGAGUGGACCAGCGGGUCCAACACAGGGAAAUCCAAGUCUGUGCUCUGUUCUCUUGAAGGGACCAAGCUAAAUUACCGCUGGUUCAAGUAGUGAACCGAGUUGUUCUCGGAGAUGGCUGAUGCACAUGUAACCUAUUUCAUCUCGUGUGUUCCUGCUGCCACCAGAGCACAGGCAGUGAGUGCUGCAGACCGCCAGUGAGGAGCUGCUGCUGUGGGCUCUGGAGGUCUGAGGGAAGGGGAGGGUCUGAGUCAGGAAGUGUUUUGUUGUAGGUCAGUAAUAGCUGCCCUGAGGAGGAACGCUCUUUUUAAUGACAGUCAGCUCUGGAUUACCCAGUCUUCUAGAUUGCCCUACCAUCCAUCCUUCUAAAACAUAGGCCAGCCUUGACCUGCCCUUCUCAGGAUGAGUGAGUCAGGCUGCAGAGGGUGAAGGGCAUAGAGGGGGUGGGGUGGGGUGGGGGAGCCCUCAGCAAAUCCAUCUGCUGGUGAUGAAGAGUCCUGACUGUGAAUUAAUUUCAUGCCAUAAAAGACCGAUCCAGUUCUGCUCAACUAUGUAGCAUCUUAAAGGAAGAGAUUAAAAUAAAGCCCCAAAUUAAGAGUCCUUUUGUCAUUUUGUCACAUUUGCUGUGUGGGGUUCUUAUUAUCAAUCAUCGUUAGUGUGCUAUGGAAGGUUGAUUUUAAAAUGAGCUCUAUCAGUGGGAAACACAUGUGUAAUGAUUUGACUCUGCACACAUCUGUGUACACACGCACACACAUAUAUUACUAUUACUUUUAUUAUUAUAUUUUGGUUGGCUUCAGCUUAACAGCAGGAGCCAUCUCAGGCUGGCUGUCCUUCCCCUUCUGUGACCUUGGCCCUUCAGUGACAGGCCUGAGUCUGAGAGGACAAGCCCAUCUAAAGGAAGACUGGCCUAGACACCCGAGAUCACACUGCUGCUGUGCCUGAGUGGGCGGGUGGGAGCUGGAGACGGGGGGGGGGGGGGGGGGCACUGGGCGGUAAGCAGCCCUGCCCGCUCUAAUGCCUCUUACCGAGUUUCCAGACCCUUUCCGUGUGCCUGAAGGAGGGAGGGUACGACUGAGCUGAGGGUGAGGUCUGAGCUGCCACCUGGCUUCCCUUGCUACACUGAGAGGUUCAGCAGUCUCAGGUGCUGCCAGUAAUCCUUUUGCAGCUUUUGAGGGCAGAGUAACUCAGUGCCUCUGACAGGACCUGGGGUGUCAUCUAGCUCUACGACACAGGAGCCGGGGUUUGCAAGUGUUCUUAAGGGAUGGAUGGCUCUGUGUGCCAGAAAAGCUCUUGAGAGGCACAGCCAGCUGCCGAGAUUAAAGCGUGUCUGGGAGCUGCCGUGGCUUGGGCCAUGGAAGGUGAUUGUGUGAACGCUGUCAGAAUGCUCUAAGAGGGCCAGAGGUUGUAGACACUUCUGCAGUAGCAGCAACAACAAAAACUCCAGAUACAAGGGUAUCCUUCCUUUGUCUGGCCCUCGGAAGUCUGACCUCGGAGAGAUGCCUGGCAGUGUGGUAGUUGUUGGGGCUUCUUGACCAAGGGGAUGAUGGGAGCUCUAGGGAGGUUAGCAAGGCAGAGUGGGUAAAUCUCCGAGUCACCGUCACUCAUGAGUGCUGUAAGAGAGGUGUCAGUAAGAAGCGUACUUGCCUGUGGGCUCUAAAGAGAGCUGUGCACAUUUGGGGUGUCUUUUCUGAAAAUCUCAGAGCAGAUAAACCUGAGUAAGACACAGAAGAGGUGAGUUUCACUCUGUACUACAACUCUGCUGUCUCCAAAGAAGACAGAGUCAGGUGUUCUGGGAGGUGUGAAGCUGAGAGCUAGGAGAGCAGCCAUGAGGCAGCCAGGGCAGGUCCUCCAUGGUUACAGGGCCCGCUGCCCCUCCUUAUUAAGUGCCUCGGCUUUGGAAGCGCAGCCACCGUGCUCACAGAUGGACACAGUAGCAGAGUCCCACCAACUGCUAUUGAUUGAAUUUCCAAGUUGAUAAUUUAAGCUUGGAAAGAGACAGAGCACCUCUUAGACACAGUGAGCACUAUUAUCUGUCCGUGUGAGGCCCUGGCUUUAAUUUUCUUCUCCUCCUACUUUGCAUGUUUUCCCUCUCUGGUCUUUUAAACUGCUGGCACCAGCAGUAAUAAAUACUGAUAAAAUCAAAAUUGAUUUUUACCAGUGGACAGUUUAUGCCUAGAGAGACGGCUUAUACCUACAUAACACAGAAGGGGGAAUGAGGAGCCUCCAGUGAGCCGUGAAAAGCUGACUGCUUUCAAACAAAUCCUAGGAACAGCAUUGCUGUGUGAAGAUAGCAGUACCCAGCCUGCAGGCUGUGUUGACUCAGACAGAACUGAAUGCAGCCAGAGCUAAAUAGCCCCUCAGAUUAAUUUGAAAACAAGCCCCGAGUGUGCAUGUGUGUGUUUGUGUGUAGCAUAUGUGCCAUGUGUAAGCAGCCUGACAGUUCCCAAAUGGUGCCUGUAGUUUUUUUUUUUGCACACAGAUCUUGGUGUUUUCAAACUCAGAGUCCACGCCAAAAUGCAGUAUCGUUUUGUCAUUUUCAGGCUUCUCAAAAUUAACUGGCUUGAAUGCAAAUUUCUAGUUACAGUUUGCAAAAACCUUUAUUUUAAGGGAGAGACUGGGACACGGGACAGUUGGUCCUGUGAUCUAGGUCAUUCUGUAUUCCUGAGUGACGUUCUCCUUCCCAGGCCUUCUCCAGUAUAGAGGCCCAUGCUCCCCUCGCUGCUGUGGUAGCUGUGUCGUCUCCUGUGGACCCUGUGCUGUGACAGAGGGGAAGAGUAAACUUUGUAAGUAACCGGAAGGCAGGCACUAGACUCGUCCUAGUUACAUUUGGCCUUGUCUGCUGUUACUGAGAAUGAAUGCUUCUCAGAGCCCAGCAGAAAUGCAAUUGUGUUUAACACUCCCCUGCAGAGCAUAGAUGGACAGAUGCAGCAUAGGUGAGGCUGGGCGAUCAUUCUCUGGGAUCAUGGCCCGAUGGCUCCCUCAGGGUUCCCUGGCCUGAUUGGACUUGGAGGAGGUCUUUCCUCUCCCCAGACAGAGCUACAACUGUGGGAACCUUUGUCAACACUACCCUGGCUGCAGAGCACCUCACAAAACCGCAAGUUAGGCUCUGCCCUGUAAAAAAGACCCAGUGCGUGGAGGUGGGCAGCAUUUUAGUUUGGAACUAAAUGAGCCCCAGUUUGUGUGUGCAUGCUAAAGCACUGCUUGUUGGAGAUCUGCACAUCAAUGAAGGGAACAAGGCGGAGGGAGGUAUCUGCUCCAGGCACCUCAGCUCACCAGCCGCCGCGUCUGCCACCCUGAUGCAGCUGCUGUUUCCAGGCUGAGCAGGAGGAAGAGCCAGGGCUCUAGUGUGACCUGAACACAUCCCACAAGAUAAAUGCAUAUGGUUGUUUCCAUUUCGCUCACUGCCCAUGUGCCUGGGGAAUUGUGGAAGCUUUAGAAAGAAAAUUACCACUGUGUCUCAGUGAGGUGAGGCUGCUGUGUCUGGAGGCUCCUCAUAACUUGUAAAUUAAAUGUGAAUGAGAGAAGUUCAUUAAAAUUGGCAUUAUAGAAGUGGCCUAUUGAGAUUUGAAAGCAGCUGAGCUCAUGGUGUCUGGGCUCCCUCUAAACCUGUGGAGAAAUGCAUGAACAAGUGACAGGCGACAGUCACAGGAGCAUAGGGCGCAGGCAGCUUGGGCGCUGUGAGUGGAUCGCUGCCUGGCUCCCUGCCCUCUGACUGUUACUGCAUGUUCAACACAUGAGGCUCUGCCACUAAGAAUAUUUGCUGUUUGGAGUGCACAAGGGAGGGGACUAGUGCCAUUUCCACAGCAGUGCGGACAUUGUUUUCAUUUAUUCCCAGCACAUAGGUAUGUGUAAACAUUUUAAAGGCACAGCACACACAAACAUCUGUGUAUUAUGGUUCAGAGAGAUACCGGGAAGGUGGAAGAGAGGUGGAUACAGCGAAUAUAAUAAUUACUUUAAUUUUUCUCCUUAAUGGAAUUAAUGAAUUAGAAGAUGUGUGCUUCUGCUCUACAGAAAAGGAAGGAAAGCUAACAGUAAAAAAACACAGCUAUUAUCCACCUCGCCACAAAUGUUUGCAGUUAUGCUACCUUGGAAUUUUGCCACAGUGUGGGUUCCACUGAUGAAAAGAUGUGACUGGGAAGAAGAGUGACUGCGCGUCGCUGAGCACUGCAGCCUGUAAAUGCUGCUGUUUCUUUUGAACCAGGAAGCACUGGUCCUGUAACAAUGCCCUAUUACAGUUGCUGUAUUGCAGCGAGGGGCUGAUGCGGGUUUAAUCAUCUCUCUAAUGGAUGUGGGUGCAGGAUAGAUGCUCUGUCCUGCUUCCCUGCCUGCAUCCUGAUGAGCCUCUGUAGCCAUCAGGGCUGCUGUGUACUGGAGCAGCAGCUGCAGUUCCGUGUCUGUCCGAAAUAAAACAGAUCACCUGUUCCUCUCUGCCUCUCUCAGAAGACACCAACUAUGGGAGACAAAUCAGAUCUUUUAACACAAUCUCAUUAAGGCUCCAUGCUAACAGGAGUACAGAGCUUACAUGACGUACGGACGUGAUAAAUUAUCAUGCACGCUCUACACGUCAACUCAUCAGCUCUCCCUGUAACACAGAAAGAAAGGCCUCCAUCUUUUUUAUGGUCGGGCUGCCUGCAUUCCCAUCUCUUUGCUUUUUAGGAAGUAAACUAAAUUCAGCUGCUAGCCCUCUAGUGCAGCAUUUAUUUAAAAGAAAAAAAAAAUGCCUUUUCCCAUUGAGUCUCUUACAUGGCCUCAAAGGCAAGAAUUUAUUGUCUGUGAUAGUGAAACCCGUGUGUACAAAACUGCCUCCUGUUCAUGAUCCAUGUGGCAGAUGUUCCUAAAUCGCUGCCUCUAUUUUCCAUACAACGAGGUCCUCAGAAAAUAACCAGCAGGAUUCAUUUAGUGAUUGUGUGGUUCACUGGUAAGCAGUCUUAAGUGCAAAAUGCAUCAGGCUUCCUCCUCCUCCUUCUCCUCCUCCUCCUCCUCCUCCUCCUCCUCCUCUUCUGUUUUGGUUUUUAAAUAAAAUAUAUGAACUGCUGGCAUUUGGAACUUCCUAUAAUAAACACAAUAUAAUGUUCCCGUCACUGGCCCCUCCUCGUGGAGGAGAGACACAGUCUCAGUAAUUCCCCAUCCGGUUUUACAUCUUUUCUCAUCUCUAAAAAUCUCUGCAGCCUGUGACUGUGCAUGUCACUUCUGACCUCAGGAUAUGUCAACAUUUUAGGGACUGAGCAUUUUAAGGGGUGUUUUAGAAUGCUGUUCUUCCCUGAUCUCUCCUUUAUGCUUUUAAGCUGUAUUUCCUGUUCUGGUGUGGGACUCGUUCACAGAAUCAGAGCACGGAGGGACUCUGUCGUGGUGCACGUUGGUUGUCUGAUGUGUGAUAAAUCCAUGGUUUUAUGGCUAACUUUACAUUUUCCAGAGGAAAGGAAACGGAUUUCUAGUGUCCAGACCAAAAGAGCCAUUCACCCAGAGUUCUCACCUGUUGUAUACUGGUCUGAUGAAACCUGCCCUGACUCGGCCUAAACUUCCGUAUGAGCUGUCUCCAUAUAAUGUUCAAUAAAUUGUGUGCUCUGAAUGUAUGUAAA